This is a messenger RNA of Pseudomyrmex gracilis, 717 nucleotides long. Its product is annotated as cytochrome c oxidase assembly protein COX19. Bases 444 to 698 code for a protein of 84 amino acids. Lineage: Eukaryota; Metazoa; Arthropoda; Insecta; Hymenoptera; Formicidae. The transcript has a single exon. Gene Ontology annotation, cellular component: mitochondrial intermembrane space. Gene Ontology annotation, biological process: mitochondrial respiratory chain complex IV assembly. The record is from RefSeq and is a predicted model, not a curated record.
AAGACUCUUCAUAGUUGAUGAGUGGAAAAAAAGUUCUUUUCCUAUCCGACUGCGACAAUGUUGUAGAACGAUUGUCGCAAUAACUACCGAUCACCGACUGUCGACAAACGACUAGCGUCAUCCGACAGCGACAUACGACUUAUUGUAGAACAGGCUGAAAGCCAAUCCGUGGAUGCCGCAUGUGGAUUGUACCGUGCGAGUAUUACCUAACCUACCUACAGCACGCGUGACGUGUACUGUAGUAGCUCCGAUGCGCGCAUCAUACGCGUGAAACCGACAUUCGCGAUCAGAGCAGAAUGACACGCACGCGCGAAGUCAGCAAGAUGGCGGUUCUCGCGUUGCCGUCGGAGGAGUGAGAAGGCGUCGUCGGUUCUCCCGUUCCGCGGGUGUUUCCAUCCGCUGCUUGUAUGACUCGCGCGUCAGGGAAGUGAUUACGGCGUAGUAUGUCCUCGUACACGUUCUCGCAGAAGCUGUUCACGCCGACGCCGCCGGAGCGCGGCAGUUUUCCGCUCGAUCAUGAAGCCCGUUGCAAGAGCAGUAUGAUCAAGUACAUGCGCUGCCUAGUCGAGAAUCGCAAUCAGAAUACGAUGUGCCGCGACGUCGCCAAGGAGUAUUUCGCCUGUCGGAUGGAUAACAAUCUGAUGUCGCGCGAGGAAUGGUCCAAUCUCGGUUACGCCGAUACGAUCAAAGAGACAUAACGCUGAGAUCGUCUUUAAG